AUGGCAGCAUUUCUUCAUAGAGUACUGAUAUGCGGAUUUCUGUUUGGAUGGCUGGAUUUUUACCAUUGUUUUCCACACACAAUUGUUGCACCAUCUAGUCCGAAUGGCAACCACUACUAUGAAUAUUUUGGAGCGUGCAAGUUUAACGUCGAUGUCGGAGACGUCUCAUGGACUGUGAAUAUUACAUUUAGCAGAGAUCUGCAUUCCGUUGACAUAACAGGUGCUAAAGUAAUAAGUGAUCAUCUUAAGAAGAGAUGGGUCUGUGUUCGAAGCUCGAAUAAACUCCAUCCUCCGGAGAUCGCUACUGUUGAAUUUAAUCCAUCUUACGAAGGUUCCGAAGGGCCUUAUGGGGAUUGUUUUGUUCUAAAGAACAGCCAGACAGAAUGCCUAGGCCAUGUGGCUGUUACCUUUUCAGAUCCCGACGUUACUUCCCCAGCCACCGAUACAACUCGUACAUCAACGACAAGUGUUGCCCAUUCUAGCACAUUAACAACGUCAACUAUUGGGUCUGCUAGCACAGUAUCGACAUCAAGUGUUGGUUCUAUUAGCACAAGCACUCCAACAACGUCGACUACUAAAUCUGCUAGCACAGUAUCGACAUCAAGUGCUGCGCCUACUAGCACAAGCACUCCAACAACGUCGACUACUGAAUCUGCUAGCACAGUAUCGACAUCAAGUGCUGCGCCUAUAAGCACAAACACUCCAACAACGUCGACUACUGAAUCUGCUAGCACAGUAUCGACAUCAAGUGCUGCGCCUACUAGCACAAACACUCCAACAACGUCGACUACUGAAUCUGCUAGCACAGUAUCGACAUCAAGUGUUGAUUCUACUAGCACAAGCACUCCAACAACGUCGACUACUGAAUCUGCUAGCACAGUAUCGACAUCAAGUGUUGCUCCUACUAGCACAAGCACUCCAACAACGUCAACUACUGAAUCUGCUAGCACAGUAUCGACAUCAAGUGUUGCUCCUACUAGCACAAGCACUCCAACAACGUCAACUACUGAAUCUGCUAGCACAGUAUCGACAUCAAGUGCUGCGCCUACUAGAACAAACACUCCAACAACGUCAACUACUGAAUCUGCUAGCUCAGUAUGGACAUCAAGUGCUGCGCCUACUAGCACAAGCACACCGACAUCGUCAACUACUGAAUCUGCUAGCACAGUAUGGACAUCAAGUGCUGCGCCUACUAGCACAAGCACACCGACAUCGUCAACUACUGAAUCUGCUAGCACAGUAUGGACAUCAAGUGUUGAUUCUACUAGCACAAGCACUCCAACAACGUCAACUACUGAAUCUGCUAGCACAGUAUCGACAUCAAGUGUUGCUCCUACUAGCACAAGCACUCCCACAACGUCAAGUACUGAAUCUGCUAGCACAGUAUCGACAUCAAGUGCUGCGCCUACUAGCACAAGCACACCGACAUCGUCAACUACUGAAUCUGCUAGCACAGUAUCGACAUCAAGUGCUGCGCCUACUAGCACAAGCACUCCAACAACGUCAACUACUGAAUCUGCUAGCACAGUAUCGACAUCAAGUGUUGCUCCUACUAGCACAAGCACUCCAACAACGUCAACUACUGAAUCUGCUAGCACAGUAUCGACAUCAAGUGUUGCUCCUACUAGCAUAAGCACUCCAACAACGUCAACUACUGAAUCUGCUAGCACAGUAUCGACAUCAAGUGUUGCUCCUACUAGCACAAGCACUCCAACAACGUCAACUACUGAAUCUGCUAGCACAGUAUCGACAUCAAGUGUUGCUCCUACUAGCACAAGCACUCCAACAACGUCAACUACUGAAUCUGCUAGCACAAUAUCGACACCAAGUGCUGCUCCUACUAGCACAAACACACAACCAACGUCAACUACUGGAUCUUUGUCGACAAUAUCUACUCUUUCUGAAUACGAUACAAUUAAAACUUCAUCUUCAUUCUCCACAACUUCAGGACAGAGUUCAGCAGUAACAUUAACAACGGAUCCAAGUACAGCUACCGAGGCUGUCUCCAAUGACCUUACUCAGACUAGCCAAACAGUCUUCAUAAGCACAACGACGAAUAAUACAACUGCCUUCAGGGAGCCUGAAAUAACCAGUGCAUCUUCAUCUACGCACUCAGAUACGGUUAGUCCGGCUAUUACAGCGGACCCAAGUACGUCUCUACCAACGUCCACCGUGGACCCUAACACGUCUCCUGUUCCCGUCUCUAUCGAUUCCACAACAAGCAGCCCAGUCGCAACCAUUUACAACACAACAUUUACAUCCACAUCCGGAACAUCGGUUUCAAUGUGCAUGUGUAACUGUUCGGAUUUGUCCAAACUUUCUACAAAAAGUUCCUCAUAUAAAGAGCAAACGUUUGAAGAAAUACUGAUGGAAUUGCAGGUGGACAAAUCCAAGCUCUCGGCAACACGGCGCAAACUUACUUCAGCACCGGACAAUCGUGUAAAGAGUAAAAGCAUGGGAAUUUUCGGGGUCGUCAUCAUUGGGGCGAUCUUUGGACUGUUGCUACUGGCCGACUUGUCUAAGCUGAAAGUACUGCGUGUGUUGUGCAAAUCGUGACUAUACGUUUUUAGAGUAGAGUUGUAGGAAAAGCGAUUAGUUUAGAAGAAGCAUAAGUUCUUGUAACGAAUACAGAAUUUUAACAAUAAUACGCAAAUAUUUCUUUUCAAAUGUGGCGAUUUAUUGCAUAUAACUCUUUGACAUGAAUUUGUAUUAAAGGUAAAGUAAGACCGCUGUAAAACGGUUCUUAUUAACAUAUAUAUGACCCUUCCGUGGCCGAAUGAUUAAUGUCGCACACUUCGAAUCCUCGUUCUUCACGGGCACUGGUUCGAGAUCUCGCUUGCGGAAAAAAAAUGUUCUUUCAUUUCAAAAAGCCAUCCAGCUUGGUGGUUCUACUUAGUUACCUGCUCGUGCCUGAAAUAAUGACAGAAUGGACACACGAUAUCUUUCUCCACCAUUAAAGUUUGAGAUGUCGAAAUAUG
This is a messenger RNA of Mercenaria mercenaria, 2978 nucleotides long. RefSeq names its product mucin-5AC-like. Bases 1 to 2556 code for a protein of 851 amino acids. The transcript has 4 exons. Lineage: Eukaryota; Metazoa; Mollusca; Bivalvia; Venerida; Veneridae. The record is from RefSeq and is a predicted model, not a curated record.